GCCCAGCCACCCGAGCGGAGGCGGCCGAGGCCAGUCAGGCACUGAAUGGACUGGCAGCGCCCAGCUCUGUCCCGCCCGCGGCCGGCCCCCGCGUCUGCUCCCUCCCCGCCCCGGCCCCUGCCGGCCGCCGCCAGCGCCCUCCCCGGCUGUGAAUGAAAGGCGGGCGCAGCCGAGGGCUGGCUGGGAACGCCGCGGCGACGCCGGCCUCCCGGGAGGCGCGCGCCCAGCCGAGAUGUACGGUGUGUGUGGCUGCUGCGGUGCCCUGCGCCCCAGGUACAAAAGGCUGGUUGACAACAUCUUCCCUGAGGAUCCUGAGGAUGGUCUGGUGAAGACAAACAUGGAGAAGCUGACCUUCUAUGCCCUCUCAGCUCCAGAAAAACUUGAUCGUAUUGGCGCCUAUCUCUCUGAGAGGCUCAUCCGUGACGUGGGUCGUCAUCGAUAUGGGUACGUGUGCAUUGCCAUGGAGGCUUUGGACCAGCUGCUCAUGGCCUGCCACUGCCAGAGCAUCAACCUCUUCGUGGAGAGCUUCCUCAAGAUGGUGGCCAAGCUGCUGGAGUCAGAGAAGCCCAACCUGCAGAUCCUUGGAACCAACUCGUUUGUGAAGUUUGCCAACAUCGAGGAGGAUACCCCGUCCUAUCACCGGAGCUAUGACUUCUUUGUGUCCCGAUUCAGUGAAAUGUGCCACUCGAGCCACGAUGACUUAGAAAUCAAGACUAAAAUUCGAAUGUCAGGCAUCAAAGGCCUGCAAGGGGUGGUGAGGAAGACAGUGAAUGAUGAACUGCAGGCCAAUAUCUGGGACCCACAGCACAUGGACAAGAUCGUUCCAUCACUGCUUUUCAAUCUGCAGCACGUAGAGGAGGCAGAGAGCCGGUCUCCCUCACCCCUCCAAGCACCCGAGAAGGAGAAAGAGAGCCCCGCGGAGCUGGCUGAGAGGUGCCUUCGGGAGCUGCUGGGCCGGGCUGCCUUUGGCAACAUCAAAAAUGCCAUCAAACCUGUUCUCAUCCAUCUGGAUAACCAUUCUCUUUGGGAGCCCAAGGUGUUCGCCAUCCGUUGCUUUAAAAUCAUCAUGUACUCAAUUCAGCCGCAGCACUCCCACCUGGUUAUCCAGCAGCUCCUGGGCCACCUGGACGCCAACAGCCGCAGCGCCGCGACGGUGCGCGCGGGCAUCGUGGAGGUCCUGUCCGAAGCCGCGGUCAUCGCAGCCACUGGCUCUGUGGGGCCCACGGUGCUGGAGAUGUUCAACACGCUGCUGAGGCAGCUGCGGCUCAGCAUCGACUACGCACUGACCGGAAGCUACGACGGGGCCGUCAGCCUCGGCACCAAGAUCAUCAAGGAGCACGAAGAGCGCAUGUUCCAGGAGGCCGUCAUCAAGACCGUCGGCUCCUUUGCCAGCACGCUGCCCACCUACCAGCGAUCCGAGGUGAUCCUCUUCAUCAUGAGCAAGGUCCCGCUGCCGUCCCUGCACCAGGCGGUGGACACGGGCAGGACAGGGGAGAACAGGAACCGACUGACCCAGAUUAUGCUGCUAAAAUCCCUCCUGCAGGUAUCCACAGGUUUCCAGUGCAACAACAUGAUGUCAGCCCUGCCCAGCAACUUCCUGGACCGCCUUCUCUCCACUGCCCUCAUGGAGGAUGCAGAAAUUCGACUCUUUGUUCUAGAGAUUCUCAUCAGUUUCAUUGAUCGUCAUGGCAAUCGCCACAAGUUCUCUACCAUCAGUACCCUCAGUGACAUCUCUGUCCUAAAGCUGAAAGUGGACAAGUGCUCUCGACAGGACACCGUCUUCAUGAAGAAGCACUCCCAGCAGCUCUACAGACACAUCUACCUGAGCUGCAAGGAGGAAACGAACGUGCAGAAACACUACGAGGCGCUCUAUGGCUUGCUGGCCCUCAUCAGCAUCGAGCUGGCCAAUGAGGAGGUGGUGGUGGACCUCAUCCGUCUGGUGCUGGCUGUUCAGGACGUAGCCCAGGUCAAUGAGGAGAACUUGCCUGUCUACAACCGCUGUGCCCUGUACGCUCUGGGUGCAGCCUACCUGAACCUCAUCAGCCAGCUCACAACAGUGCCUGCCUUCUGCCAGCACAUCCAUGAGGUGAUAGAGACCAGGAAGAAAGAAGCUCCAUAUAUGCUCCCUGAGGAUGUGUUUGUGGAGAGGCCCAGGCUGUCUCAGAAUCUUGAUGGGGUAGUGAUUGAGCUCCUCUUCCGCCAGAGCAAGAUCAGUGAAGUCUUGGGAGGCAGUGGCUACAAUUCAGAUCGGCUCUGCCUGCCCUACAUCCCUCAGCUGACAGAUGAGGAUCGCUUAUCCAAGAGGAGAAGCAUUGGAGAGACCAUCUCCCUGCAAGUGGAGGUAGAAUCAAGGAACAGCCCAGAGAAGGAGGAGCGAGUGCCUGCCGAGGAGAUCACCUAUGAGACGCUGAAGAAAGCCAUUGUGGACAGCGUAGCUGUGGAGGAGCAGGAGCGUGAGCGGCGGCGACAGGUGGUGGAGAAGUUCCAGAAGGCACCCUUUGAGGAGAUUGCCGCACACUGUGGGGCCCGGGCAUCGCUGCUCCAGAGCAAACUCAAUCAGAUCUUCGAAAUCACCAUCCGGCCUCCACCAAGCCCAUCAGGAACCAUCACCGCAGCCUACGGUCAGCCGCAGAACCACUCCAUUCCGGUCUAUGAAAUGAAGUUUCCCGAUCUGUGCGUAUACUGAAUUCCAAGAGCUGGAGCUCCUCAAGGGGAUGGGGUCUGAGGGAGGGGCUCACCUCACGCCCACUCAGGCCCCAUGGAGAUCUGGCUGGGAUCCCCGAAAAAACGUCACCUUGGAUGGCAGUGCCCCCCAGGCUAAGCCAAGGUGGAGACUCUGGUCCUUCUUGGCCCUGCUACCUCCUCGUCUUCCCCAAGGGAGAUCUCACCGACACGUGUCUCACCUUGGCCCUUCAUCUUCUCUUUUGUGGCAGCCAGGGGCAGAGAAUCGUGGGGUGUCUCCAGAGAGAAGCCAGGGUAUGGGGGCGGAGAAGCUCCCACUUGGAGUUUUGAGUGAAGGGCUUCCAUGGGGGCCCGUUUCCUCCCCAGAUGAGGAAGCUGGAUGGAGACUUGGUUGGUGAGAGGAAGUGAUGGGCUCUACCCCGCUAGGGAAGGAAGCUGAGAGCCGAAAGCCUGUCUCCUCCGGAGCCUCCCCACCUCCCCGCCCAUGGCCCUGCUGUGUCUCCCACUCUCUUGCUCAUCCCCCAGUUGUCUGUUUAUGUUUCUUCUGUUAAUGAAUGCUGAGCCCUUAUUACAGGAGCUGGGGUGGAGACGCCACGGGGCAGGACGGCAAAGGACAGGAAGCAGGGCUGGCAGGAGGUGAGGCCAUGGCAUCAGAGUGUGGCCUGCAGCAGCUUCUCACCUCCUUUAUUCGGAGGGAGCCUGCGAUGGCCUCCCACAGUCCUGUCUGCCGGACGUUUUUCAGAGUUGGGUCUCUUUGAUGUCUUUCUUCUGAGGGUCCCAAGGUGUUCCUGGAGCCUCUGGGUUGAGGGAAGGCAGAACAAGCUAAUUUCAGAGGGGAACUGCAGGGCGCCCAAGAUUUGCCCACAUCGCCUCCUAUGGAAGAGACUCCCAGCCUGGCCUGGGUCGUAGGAGAGUCGGGAGGGUGGGAUGAGUGGCGUUUGGGGGCUCAGGGAUAUCAGAAGCCAACUUUUUGGAUGUUCCAUUUGAAGAAAGAAGGAUCUAACCAAAUAUGGGAAUGAUUUCUUCACUCUCUGGAUAAAGUCUGAGACAUCGGGACCAUCUGGCAACACUUGUGGCUUGGGAGGGGCCGUGGAGACUCCUUUGACUUCUGGAUGCUUGUUUUCCUGGUGUGCUGUCUGUGUCUCUGUGUAACGACGGUGUGCAGAGAGGAGCUAAUGUGGAGCCAGGCAGAGACGCCCAGGAGAUAGUUUGCUGCCCUCUUUGCCAGUUCUCCUGCCGGGCUGUCUUCCAGGUGCCUUUGUGCCUCCGGGGUGCCCCUGACAGAACCUCACCUCGGCCUCCUCCCCGGGCAGUGCCAUGGGGUCCAAACUGGCCCUUUCCUUCCCCUUCAGUCACAUUUCCCACAACUCCUCCGAGCCGACAUAACCUACAGUAAGAUGUGAAUAGCACAUGUUCUCUCCCUGGAGUCUGCUUUCCAGAGGAGGCAGUGUGACUAGAUUUCUCAAUCCAAAGGAAUCCAUUAUUUAUUUAUUUAUUUAUUUUUAGAGAUGGGGGUCUCACUAUGUUGCCCAGGCUGACCUUGAACUCCUGAGUUUAAGUGAUUCUCCCUCCUCAGCCUCCUGAGUAGCUGGAAAUCCUUUUUAGGAAACAAUUUCAGGCAGUAUGGCAUGGAGUCAGAAGCAGGCUGUUUCUGCUAAGGUUGGGGGGGGGCAGGCUUCUUGGAAUGUGCCACCAAAGCGUGGCACACACGGAUGUACAGGGACAGCCUGAUUGUUAGGUGGAUGUAUUUUCCAGAAUCCGGGAGAGCCUUAACACAAGCAUUUCCCAUUAAUAUGUGCAAUAAGUUUCUUGGGGAAGCGGUUAUUUGACUCUCAUUCCCACAGGUAGGCACUUCAGAUGAAGCUCUUCCCCAUGGUCAUGAUCUCUGCUGUGGGCAUGCAGCUUCUUGUUUGUGUUUUCUUUUUUGUUUGUUUUGUUUGUUUUUGAGAUGGAGUCUCACUGUGUCACCCAGGCUGGAGUGCAAUGGCACCACCUCGGCUCACGGUAACCUCUGCCUCCUGGGUUCAAGUGAUUCUCCUGCCUCAACCUCCUGAGUAGCUGGGAUUACAAGUGUGUGCCACCAUGCCCAGAAAAUUCUUAGUAGAAAUGGGGUUUCACCAUGUUGGCCGGGCUGGUCUCAAGUUCCUGACCUCAAGCAAUCCACCCACCUCAGCCUCCCAAAGUGCCGAAUGACAGGCAUGAGCUAUCGCACCCGGCUUGGCACUCGGCUUCUGAACGGCCUGAGUGAGUGCCGGCCCAGGCAUGAAGGCUCCUGUGCCCCCAGGGCUUUUUGGCUGUGCUUUAUGGCCCCUGGCUUAUGCUCAGCUCAAUUUUACAAGCAUGAACUUAGACUUCUCUUUAGUGUUUCUAUAUGAAAAAGAAACAAGUUUAACUCAAAAUUGACAGCAACUGCUAACCUUUGAAAGAAACUUUAAGGAAAAUUGAAAUCUUGAGCCACAAACAUGCCUUUCCUCACUGGCUCCUCCCAGGUUUUAUCCUGUGCCCAGCUUGGAUGAGAGACCCUCUGUUUCACAGGCCUACUUGACAUUGACAUUAGGGCUUCCUCGUGGCAGCUUCAUCCUGAGCACUGCCUGUGAGCCCUGGUUCUGGGACUUGGCAGUCGCCUCCCUGGAGGGUCUUUCCAGACCCGGCAUUAGAACCAGAGACCUGCAGGUCCACUCAGAUGUUUCUGCCCCUCAUCCCCGUCCUGUGAAUAGCGAGAAGGAAAAGGUGCAGGCUCCCAUUCUGCAUAGACUCUGCUGUUCCCUAUCCAUCUGCCCCAGGCAGCAUCUCCUUUCAUCAUUACUGCUUAGCAAAAAUGUACUUCUUUUGAAAAACUCGUCAUUUUUUGAGUGCCCUCUUCUCGGUUUCAUUUAAACUUAGACUCAGAGUGUUAGGUUGUCUGCUGACAUGGAGCAGAACCUGGAUUCUGGCCAAAUAUGCCAGAAUCAGAAAGGUUAAAGUUGAGUGUUAGAGUAGGUAGUCUCCUCAUCCCAGCACAGGCCCUGGGAGAGAGGCAAAGCAGUUGGAUGGGGUCUAGAUGGGAGGGCUACCCCAGCCCUUGGGCUAGCAUCAGCGCGUCCUGCUUCCCAAGCCCCUGGCGGCUGGCGGCACUGCAUCAUACGCCUUCUUGCCACCCUUCUCUGCUGUGAUUUUGAGCAAAGAGGAACCAGUAAGCCCAUUGAGACCAGCUGUUCGCAAAGCCCCAAGGACUGCGGCUCUGUGGGGAAGGGCUGGCAUUGGUCAGGACUCCGCUGGCCGCACGGAGUAGGCAGGAGUAUAUUUGAGAUUUGGAAGUUCUGUUAAUUUGGUGGCGUCAGGUGAACGCAUAAGAAGCAGAUCAGCAGAAAGCACCAGUGUGGCCCCGGAGGCUCCCUCUGUUUUCCUUGCAGUGGAGACCCCAGCACCUUGUGCCUGUUUCCAUCUUCCUCUCUCUUUGAAAUCAGUGGUUUCUUGACUCCUAAACAGCCUCCUCACUAUAGAAGGAGCCUAAGCAGGUCAGCAGAACUACGAAAGUUCCCGGAGACCCUGCUGUGUCCAGCCCUCUUUCCCAUACACAGAUACAAAUGGAUGAGCAGGAAAAGAGGAGGCCCGGACCCGCUAAUGUACUUUGAGAAGCACAAGUGUUGUAGGUGCGCCGCCCUUUUCCCUGGCUGUUCUAGGUCCCACAGAACACAAUUCAACUGGACCAAGAAUCAGAGUAGCCGGGAGUUUCUCUGAACAGCUCAGGCCAGGCCUCUGGGCUCCUCUGGAGGCCCUGGGACACGAUGCCUUCCAGUUUCCAUUCCAUUAUCCCUAGGCCUCCUGACCCGGCAACAGAGUGCCCUGGAGAAGUGAGACUAUUUUUCCCAGUCCCUCUUCAUGACCAGAAAAUGGCAGCUAGCCGGUUGGGGUCCAGCGGGAAAGGGCUAGACUGGGCUGUUAGGUAGAUACUAGGUUAAAAGGUAGACAGGGAGAGGGCUUCAUCAGGGCAGGGCAGGCCCACUUCCUGUGACCCCAGACCUCGGCAGGCAGGUCAUGCUAAAACCAGGCAUCUCCCUCACACUUGGGGAAAGAUUUGGGGCAGUGUGUUGCCUCCUCAUCCCAUUAGCCCUAGAUAUCUUCUGGUUUGAGUGGCCCCUUACCCCACAUCUGGCCUAGGUCUGAAGACUGCAGAAGGAUGGUUAUGGUGGGCCUGUCCUAGAGCCUGGCUAUCUGGGAGAUGGCGUAUGGCGGUGACAGGAGGGCAGUGGGAAGGGCUUUGUGGCCCUGCUGGGGCCAAAGGCAGUUUUCUGUGCUCCCUUUAGCCCCAGCCUGGCUGGCCAGGUCUCCUCUCUUCAGGGGACCAUGGGGCCGACCAAGCCCAUCACCUUCCCCUUCCAAGCUCUACCCCCAUGACUGCUGAUUUCUGGCAUGUGAAGGCAGAGCUGUGAACCCACAAAUGCUGCAGCCCAUACCUCAUAAUGUGUCUGUGUCCACUUAGAGCCUCACGACCUGGCUGAGUGUGUGUGUGUGCAUGUGUGUGUAGUGUAGUUUGUAGUUGACAGUAUGUGUACAUAAUAGAUGGUAUAUUCAUAUGUGAGCGCAGAAUUAGUGCCCGUGGCGGUUUUCUGUAUUUUAAACCCAUUGGAUUGAUUAGUUCUAUUUUAGGAAAGUGGGAAAGGGAGUGUUGGGGAAGUGUAGGAAGAAGGAUUCUUAGCAAAAUCACUCUCUAGGCCCAUUAGUCGCGAUCUCCCAGUGAGCCGUCAUGAUGCCCUUUUCAAAUAAAUGUUAAUGUUGCCACCAC
Saimiri boliviensis boliviensis (Bolivian squirrel monkey) is the source of this 7447-nucleotide messenger RNA. RefSeq names its product EFR3 homolog B (gene EFR3B). NCBI's taxonomy places the organism in Eukaryota, Metazoa, Chordata, Mammalia, Primates, Cebidae. Gene Ontology annotation, biological process: protein localization to plasma membrane. The record is from RefSeq and is a predicted model, not a curated record. Gene Ontology annotation, cellular component: plasma membrane.